Messenger RNA from Phragmites australis (common reed), 690 nucleotides. RefSeq lists its product as uncharacterized. Lineage: Eukaryota; Viridiplantae; Streptophyta; Magnoliopsida; Poales; Poaceae. The transcript is spliced from 2 exons. Gene Ontology annotation, biological process: mitochondrial respiratory chain complex IV assembly. Bases 12 to 470 code for a protein of 152 amino acids. The record is from RefSeq and is a predicted model, not a curated record. Gene Ontology annotation, cellular component: mitochondrial inner membrane.
CACUGGUUUCGAUGGCACAGAACCCCUCCACUCUGAGCUACAAGUACCUGACCCAGCUGACUGCUAGCAUUGCAAUCCCAUCCACCACCACCUUGCAAUCAGCUUACAAGCAUCAACAGCAGAGGAAGAUGGGUCGUCUGAUGGAGAGGAUGAGCUCGUCGGUGCAGUCCUGGGUGGACGAGCACAAGCUCACGGCCAUCGGAGCCGUGUGGGCGACGGCGGUUGGCGCAUCGGUAGCCUACAGCCGGAAGAGGGCGCCGGAGAGGACGACGAGCCUGCGCCUCAUCCACGCCAGGAUGCACGCCCAGGCGCUCACCCUCGCCGUCCUCGGAGGAGCCGCCCUGGCGCACCACUACAACAAGAGCAGCAGCAGCAGCAGCAGCAAGAAAGAGUUGAGCAGGUUGGACUACGAGUUCUACUCGCAGCUGCCGGCAGCCACCGACGCCGACGGCCAGGAGAACGAGCGAUGAAGCUGGUAGUAGCUUCUUCGAUUCAUUGCGUUGCCAUAGGACGGGCAGCUGCCAGCCGGUAGCUAGCAUUGGAUGGAUGGUUUUCUGGUUCCCGGAGCCGGAGAAGACAAGAAGUAGAUAUCUACUAGAAAAGGGCGCGGCUUUGUUAAAUUACAGAUUUAUGCUGUGAUAUUAUAAAAGGACUUAUAGUGCAUGUCGACGCAAUGAUAAUUACAGAAGG